Messenger RNA from Schistocerca serialis cubense, 1575 nucleotides. Its product is annotated as UTP--glucose-1-phosphate uridylyltransferase-like. The transcript has 11 exons. Gene Ontology annotation, biological process: UDP-alpha-D-glucose metabolic process; glycogen metabolic process. The record is from RefSeq and is a predicted model, not a curated record. Gene Ontology annotation, cellular component: cytoplasm. NCBI's taxonomy places the organism in Eukaryota, Metazoa, Arthropoda, Insecta, Orthoptera, Acrididae. Gene Ontology annotation, molecular function: UTP:glucose-1-phosphate uridylyltransferase activity. The coding region runs from base 1 to 1575 and encodes 524 amino acids.
AUGCUGUGCCUGCUGCAGGUGCAUUUCAUCACCAAAGCUUCUCCCUUCCAGGUGUGUGCCCUCUCAUUGAAACCAUUGCCAAAUUUAACACUAUUUGAGGAGUUGAAACAAUCUAGGAAUCAAAAAGUACUUUCUGAUAUGAAGAAUGCCUUAAACAGAUUGACUCAAACAGCACCUGCCAGCAGAAGACAUAUAGUUCAGAUGGAGCUUGAUGGCUUCAGUCAGUUAUUUGAACAUUUCCUCUUUGAAGAAGCACAACACAUAAUCUGGGAUCGUAUAAGUGUUCUACCUAAAGAUGCUGUUCAAGAUUACUCAACAUUGCACUUACCAUCAUCAGAAAAAAUACAUCAGUUGCUCAGUAAACUGAUUGUUGUAAAGCUGAAUGGUGGACUUGGGACAUCAAUGGGUUGUGAGGGACCAAAAUCUGUUAUUACAGUCAGAAAUGACAUGAACUUCCUUGAUCUGACAGUGGAACAAAUACUAUACCUGAAUUCAACAUAUGGCACAAAUGUUCCAUUGGUGUUAAUGAACUCCUUUAACACUGAAAGUGAAACUCAAAAAAUGAUAGAAAAGUACAAAGGUUUGAAUGUGCAAAUACAUUGCUUUAAUCAGAGCUGUUACCCUCGAACAAAUGAAAGCUCAUUCCUUCCAGUUGCAGCAGACUGUGAUAUCAAAAGUAACAAGGAAGCGUGGUACCCCCCUGGUCAUGGAGAUUUUUAUGAAAGUUUCAGCAAUUCAGGGCUUCUUAAUCAGUUCAUUGAAGAGGGCCGCAAGUACUGUUUUAUAUCAAACAUUGACAAUUUAGGUGCUGAAGUUGAUCUGAAAAUUUUAAAUCUGAUGGACAGUGCGCAAAGUGUGCAUGGCGGAGAACUUGAGUUUUUAAUGGAGGUUACUGAGAAAACAAAGGCAGAUGUUAAGGGUGGUGCAUUAGUCAUUUAUGAAGAGAAGCUUCAGCUGCUUGAGACGGCACAAAUACCUAAAGAGCAUUUAGAAGACUUUAAAUCUAACCCAAUUUUUAAAUACUUCAACACAAAUAAUUUAUGGAUAAAGUUAAAUGCUGUGAAACGAAAUGUGGAAGAAAAGUGGCUAGAAAUGGAAGUCAUUGUUAAUAAAAAGAAGAUGUCAAAUGGACUCCCUGUUAUACAGCUUGAGACAGCAGUGGGGGCUGCGAUGAAAUCUUUUGAUGGAAGCAAAGGAGUCAACGUUCCACGCCGUCGGUUUUUGCCAGUUAAAAAAACUUCGGAUCUGCUGCUGGUGAUGAGCAAUCUGUAUAAAUUGAAGAACGGAUCACUUUCAAUGAACCCUCUUCGAGGAAGUGACACGGUACCACUUGUCCACCUUUCUGAAGAGUAUUAUAAGGAGGUGAAGGACUUUCUCGCCAGAUUUCAAAAUAUCCCAGACAUUCUGGAAUUGGAAUUUCUAACAGUAUCUGGAAACGUUUAUUUUUCUAAAGGAGUAUCUUUAAAGGGUACAGUUAUAAUUUUUGGUAAUGGUAGCAACAAAGUCUGCAUUCCACCAAACGCUAUGUUACAAAACAAAAUAGUCAAAGGUGCCUUAAAUAUUUCUGAUUUUUAA